UUCAAUUACGGAGCUCGCUUUAGGCUCCUCUUGACCGAGUCUCUUAAGGUGUUAGCUCACUUUCUGUCGUGACCUCUGCUAUGAUGUCUCCCAGGUCCAGUCGUCAGCUCGGCUUUCAGCUCCCUUUGUUAUGAUGGGCUUAUCGCAACCCACAUGCUAGCUCACGCUUAUCGGUACCUCACCUGAGGGUCAUAUUCGGGUCCAACAGUUGCCCCCAGCUUCCGAAUAAAAUCCUUUGUCUCGGAAGCUAGAAUCUAGCUAUCGAUCUUAUCUUUUCGUUAAGAUAAUGAUUAGUUCUUAUCCUAUUUAGAUUCAGCUUACUCGAUCUAACGGUCUUUAUUACGUUUGGCAGAAUCUAUGGUUCAGAUGGAGAGGGUUUGAAAUGACUUUUCCGAAUCUCGAGAGGUGAUGGGAUAUAAAGCGGUGAACAUUAACUGCUAGCCUUCCACUUUCUCCACGCCUCCGUUCGGUUUUCAAGAAAUCGAAGAUCCCCCGAAGCUCUCUACCAAGCUCACCAGGGCUCUAUACCGCAAGUUGCAACAGAGUCCCUGUACCUGGGUGGCCUACACCACUUCUCGAAUAAGUGCAGCCAGAUUCCCAGAUACCUACAACGCCUCUUUCCAAGAUCCCAUUCCUGCUGAGAACCUUGAGAGUGAGUUCUUGUCCGAACCUUUUCAAUGAUUUUAUCGCUUUGAAGUUUUUAAACUUAAGGAUUUCCAUUGUUCCAGUUUCGGCAGGCGAUUCGGUUGUAUCGAUCUCAACUGGUGCUAGUGCUUCGGGAACUGAAAAGUCUCAGCCAGGUGACAUGACUCUGCGACCGUCAUUCCGUUCUAGGGGUAACCCCUCUAAAGCUGCCAGUGCUUCUCGUGGAAGCGACAGGAACCAAGGAGGAUCGUUCCUUAUCUCAAUGAAGGAAGUUUUGGACGACGGAGGAUCCAAACCUGUUGUCGAGACUACUCCAACUGAGGUUGUAGCUCAGGAUGCUGCUCCUCUCCCUGAGGUCCAGGUGCCGGAGGCUGACUACCAGGCUCCGAAGGGUACCUCUGAGAUCGAGCCGUCGAGACACAAGAGGCCCAGGAUCGAUCAGGGCGGAGCUUCCAUCCGUUCUUCUUCCUCGUCCUCUAGAGGAGGGACUGUUGGGUGGAGCUUUACCCAUUCGAAGCCUGGGUCGAUCCUGGAUGACUCUUGGGGCCUAGCUGCGAUAAUGAGGCACCUGAAGAGCGUGGGAUGUCCCCUUCCAGCGCUCAAGGACCUGACUAACCGAGAUGAGUAUCUCGAUAUUGCCCACUGUAUGGGUCAGUUGGCUGGGGCUGUUAACAGGGCCCAGCUCAGGUUUGAGAAUGCUCUGUGUGCUGCCCCCAAUGCUGGUGAACUUGCUGAGGUUACCGAGAUGGUUAAGGCAGCCAAAACCGAUCUUGACCAAGCCCGGGUUCGAAUUUCUGAACUCGAAGCCGAAGUGACGAGGCUAGGCUCGAAGGCCGAUGCUCAGCAAGGAGAGAUCGAGAGUCAAAAGCUCGAUAUCCAGGUGAAGAGCAGGAGGAUCAAUGAUUUAGAGGCUGCUCGAAAGAUAGCUGAGCAUCAAGUACGUGAGCUCAUUGCCUCAUCCCGGGAUAGCCAGAAGAACAAGGAAGCUGAAGUCAAGCUGGCUGUCAGGGAAGGGAAGAAAGAAGUCGCCGAAGCUUACGGCAAGAUCCUGGUCUGUGUUAAGGAGAAGUUUGCUAGGAAGAAAGAUGAGGUCGACGCUUUGGUGUACGCUCAGGAGCUCCAAGCUAAUGCCGACCUCUUGAAGGAUAUGCUGAACAACAAGAUCCAAAGCGUUGAAGAGGAGUACAACCAAUUGGUGGCCUUAUUACCAGAAGCGACAACUGCGUAUGAGAAGGCUCAAGUCUCUGACUUCUCGGUCAGCAAGCUUCCUCUUCCCCAGAUCUCGGAGAGUUCAGGUACUUUCGAGAUUAACAUGUUUAAUCCAUCCUUUUCUGGGGAGUAUGGCUCUAAUUUGGGUUUGAUGGCUCCUGACUUAGCUCCAGUCGAGGCAGCAAUAGGAGGUGACGGCAAUGUGGUCGAUGAGGGAGUUCCUGCCGGUGCUGGUGAUCCGAUUCAGGAAGAGAAGGAAGAUUGAGAGCUACGGCUCUUUUAACUUUAUGUUUUGUGUUUUUAAGACUUCGGCCUAAGGGCUUUGUUUCGUUAUGUUUUGUGACUUAGUGCCUGAGGAGGCCUUUAAACCUUAACGCUUGCUGGAUUUCAAUAGCCUGGGGAGGUUUUUAAACCCUUUCUUAUGUUUAAAUCGUGGCUAUUAUUUCUGUUUUAAGUUUUUGAACUUAACCUCGUUUCAUUUAAUCAUAGUGAUUGCGAAUCUCA
Brassica napus (rape) is the source of this 2358-nucleotide messenger RNA. RefSeq lists its product as uncharacterized. The record is from RefSeq and is a predicted model, not a curated record. The transcript is spliced from 3 exons. NCBI's taxonomy places the organism in Eukaryota, Viridiplantae, Streptophyta, Magnoliopsida, Brassicales, Brassicaceae. Bases 806 to 2119 code for a protein of 437 amino acids.